GCCCUGAAACCAGCGAGAGAGGCUCUGUGUGUGUGUGUGUAAAAUGUGCUUUUCAAAGUGCAGAGAGGUUGAUGGGAAUGUUUGAUUAGCGCCUCUGAAAAGAAAAGGUGCUUGGACCUCUUCCUGGUUCUUCUUUAGAAUAAUUUGGAUGGGAUUUGUGAUGCAGAACAGCUUCAGGGGAAAAGGACAUCCAUUCUGUAUGGUGGGAAAUCACUGAAAAAAAAACAUUGCUUUCUUCAAACAAGGGUGCCACUGGGAGCUUUAUGGGACCCACUGUUCUCACGAUGAAGGCAUCUGUCAUUGAAAUGUUCCUUGUUUUAUUGGUGACUGGAAUACAUUCAAAUAAAGAAAUUGCAAAGAAGAUUAAAAGGCCCAAGUUCACUGUGCCUCAGAUCAACUGUGAUGUCAAAGCUGGCAAGAUAAUCAAUCCUGAGUUCAUUGUGAAAUGCCCUGCUGGCUGCCAAGACCCCAAAUACCACGUUUAUGGCACUGACAUCUAUGCAUCCUACUCCAGCGUGUGUGGGGCAGCAGUGCACAGCGGAGUGCUCAAUAAUUCGGGAGGAAAAAUACUUGUUCGGAAAGUUGCUGGACAAUCUGGUUAUAAAGGGAGUUAUUCCAAUGGUGUCCAAUCCCUCUCCCUUCCACGAUGGAGAGAAUCCUUCGUCAUCUCAGAAAGUAAGCCUCAAAAGGGUGUAACCUACCCAUCAGCUCUUACAUAUUCAGCCUCCAAAAGCCCAGCUGCCAAAGCAGGCAAGUAUGAGAUGACAAAAGCCUUUCAUUUGCCAUUUCUUCCAGGGACAACCACACAGCCAAUCACCCUGAUGCCAACUCUGGCCACCACCGUAGCUGAGGACACCCACACGAACUUGCCAAGGCCAUCCCCACCCGCAGCCUUUGCUGCCAGCAGUCCAAGACCACAGCCUGUGGGACACAGAAGCCGGCAGACGGAUUUCUGGUCCUCUACCGCCUCCACAAGCAGCCAAACCAGCGCCGGUGCCAACACAGGCAGCCCAAGGCAGGAUUAUGUGGGAGCUGCCUUCCAGCAACCCAUGGGAGCAGAUGCCAGCCUGGGAUUUGUUCCAAAAGAAGAAUUCAGCACACAAUCUUUGGAGCCAGUAUCCCAGGGAGAUCCAAACUGCCGGGUUGACUUGUCGUUUUUAAUCGACGGGAGCUCCAGCCUUGGCAGACGCCGAUUCCGAAUCCAGAAGCAGUUCCUGGCUGACAUUGCGCAAGCCCUUGACAUUGGCCCUGCAGGUCCACUGAUGGGCAUUGUUCAGUACGGAGACAACCCUGCGACCCAGUUUAACCUCAAGACUCACAUGAAUUCCCAGGAUCUGAAGGCAGCCAUAGAGAAAAUGGCCCAGAGAGGAGGUCUUUCCAAUGUUGGCCGAGCCAUCUCCUUUGUGACCAAGAACUUCUUUUCCAAAGUCAAUGGAAACAGAGGCAGUGCCCCCAAUGUGGCAGUGGUGCUGGUGGAUGGCUGGCCUACAGACAAAGUGGAGGAGGUUUCCAGACUUGCAAGAGAAUCAGGAAUCAACAUCUUCUUCAUCACCAUUGAAGGUGCUGUUGAAAAUGAGAAGCACUAUGUGGUGGAGCCCAACUUUGCCAAUAAGGCUGUGUGCAGAACAAAUGGUUUCUACACAUUCAAUGUGCAGAGCUGGUUCGGCCUCCGCAAGACUGUGCAGCCCCUGCUGAAGCGGGUCUGUGACACUGACCGCCUGGCCUGCAGCAAGACGUGCUUCAACUCAGCCGACAUUGGCUUCGUCAUUGAUGGCUCCAGCAGCGUAGGGACAGGCAACUUCCGCACGGUUCUUCAGUUUGUAGCCAACCUCAGCAAGGAAUUUGAGAUUUCCGAGACAGACACGCGCAUCGGGGCUGUGCAGUACACCUACGAGCAGCGGCUGGAGUUUGGGUUUGACAAAUACAGCACCAAGUCUGACAUCCUCAAUGCCAUCAAGAGGGUGGGCUAUUGGAGCGGUGGCACCAGCACAGGGGCUGCCAUCAACUACGCCCUGGAGCAGCUCUUCAAGAAAUCCAAGCCCAACAAGAGAAAGUUGAUGAUCCUCAUCACUGACGGACGGUCCUACGAUGAUGUCCGGAUACCAGCCAUGGCUGCCCAUUACAAGGGAGUGAUCACCUACGCAAUUGGUGUGGCGUGGGCAGCACAGGACGAGCUGGAAAUCAUUGCCACUUACCCUGCCAGGGACCACUCCUUUUUUGUGGAUGAGUUUGACAACCUCUACAAAUUCGUGCCUCAGAUCAUCCAGAACAUUUGUACAGAGUUCAACUCACAACCACGGAACUGAAAUCACAGCAGGCAAAGCACCAGCAAACACUGCUUGACGGACUGACUCUGGACAGUGCCCAUGGCUGUGUGUAGGGCACACAGGGUGGUAAGGCUUGGGUGGGACCUGCGGGAACAGACGUAUUGUUACUAAUUUUUGCCAUCAUGGUUUUUCAUGCUUCAAAAUUUGGAAUUAGAAAGAUGACCAUCAAUUUGUGGAACAGGCCAACCUAGUGCACCAUUUUGAGGGAAUUGAGUAUUUCAAAAUACACGUACAGAAUAGAGCAUAGCACCUAUGUGGGGUGUAGAUGGAGCCUUUGUGAGGGUUUUCUUAAUUUCUCAUUAAAACUCUGUAAAUCUCAACAUGCUUCCUUUUUGUCAUGACAACAAACAUAAUAGUUGCUUAAUUAAAUGUUGACAAGGAUUUCAAG
This is a messenger RNA of Ochotona princeps (American pika), 2715 nucleotides long. It is a transcript of the gene VIT, whose product is annotated as vitrin. NCBI's taxonomy places the organism in Eukaryota, Metazoa, Chordata, Mammalia, Lagomorpha, Ochotonidae. The record is from RefSeq and is a predicted model, not a curated record. Gene Ontology annotation, biological process: extracellular matrix organization; positive regulation of cell-substrate adhesion. The coding region runs from base 264 to 2306 and encodes 680 amino acids. The transcript has 15 exons. Gene Ontology annotation, cellular component: interstitial matrix.